Messenger RNA from Culex pipiens pallens (northern house mosquito), 1791 nucleotides. RefSeq names its product allatostatin-A receptor-like. The coding region runs from base 86 to 478 and encodes 130 amino acids. Lineage: Eukaryota; Metazoa; Arthropoda; Insecta; Diptera; Culicidae. Gene Ontology annotation, biological process: G protein-coupled receptor signaling pathway. The transcript has 4 exons. Gene Ontology annotation, cellular component: membrane. Gene Ontology annotation, molecular function: G protein-coupled receptor activity. The record is from RefSeq and is a predicted model, not a curated record.
GUGUUGUAAAACGUUUGUCAAUUUUAUCAUUAUAAGAUGGCUAAGUUUUUUUUUAUAUGAGUAAAGUAAAUUUUUCCCAUGACUCAUGAAGAGUACCGGGGCUGGAGUGCUGCCAAAAUUUGAUAUAGAACGAGGCAAAAAGCGAGUUACGAGGAUGGUUGUUGUGGUUGUUUUAGCGUUUGCUAUUUGCUGGUGUCCUAUUCAGGUCAUUCUCGUUUUGAAAUCGUUUGAAGUGUACGAGGUAACUCAUAGCAGCAUCAUCACGCAGAUAGUGGCGCAUGUGCUAGCCUACACAAACUCCUGUAUCAAUCCCGUAUUAUACGCUUUUCUUUCAGAUAAUUUUCGGAAAGCAUUCCGCAAGGUGGUAUGGUGUGGAGCACCACCAUCAUCGUUGCUGAGAAUUCCACAAGGUCCCCGAACUGGAGAAACAAAAACCACACGCACCGGAAAUGGCACUUCAAAUGCGGAUGUUUUGUGAGUGGAGGUUGACGAUAGCAAAGUUGCUGAGAAAUACCUAGAAAUAACGAGUGUAUAAGAGAUGAUCAGCUCCAUUGCUAUGACAGACAUUGUCCAUAUAAAUCUUGAAUUUUUGCAUCAGAGCAAACCUUACCACCUCUCUAUCAUGGAUUAAAUUUCCAAUUUAUCGGGAAAUAUAAAUAGUCGAGCUUGAUAAUACGAAUCAGUUUCAAUUGGGUCCUAAAAUUAAGCUUAAAUGUGUGAUAUUAUUUAUCACAGCGAUAAAGCCUAUUUGUCAAUCAUUUCAUUUAAUCGUGUUUUCUACCAUUGUACAAAAUUGAAAAAUUGACACAAAGCUUUGAGGCCCUAUUGAACGAUUUGACAAGGAACUGAAAAAAAUCAUAAAUAUGUAUUUUUAUUUACCGUUAAUUGGAAAAAAAAGUGCAAUACUACAAUUUUUCAGUGAAUCAUGCACACUCCUUCACACAAAAAUAAUAUUUCCGAAUGUUACAUCAUUUAUGAUGUAACACUUUUGCACAUUUAAAUCUAAAUGCAAUUUGAUGUAAAUUUGCCACAAAUUAUACGUAAAAACAUGAUUUACGUGAGAUUCAACCGUUUACGUUGAAUCUGAAGUUUACAUCAACUGAGUUUACAUGUGAUUAAUCUUUUCCGUGCCGAGUAAGUUGACUUUUUUUUCUGUGUGGGCAAUUCUUCAGAAUAUCGAUUAUUUAUUGUAAUUUUGUCAGCCUAAAUUUUGUGAGGGCUAUUAUUUUGUCCAAAGAAGCCAUUUUGAAUCAAUGGUUUGUGCAUACAAGUUUCAAUACAAUUUUAACUACAAAAAAAGAUAAGUUCAUAUAUUUUUCGAUCAUUUAGAAACUCUUUUUUUGUAUGAGCAUUUGUGGAUUUUUUGUCUUAGGAAAUGUCCUUACAAAGUUUCAGUUAAAUAAAAACAUACAUAACUUAAAAUGUCCAGAAAAGGGUGAAUUCAGGGGGAUUUGCUCACAUGAGGAAAUUAACACAAGGUGUGAUUGUGACAAACUGAAUGUGGCACAUUGUAUUUUUGAAAAAGAAGAUUGCAGUUUUGUAUAUAGGGAGAUAAAAUCCAACUGAAGGUUAUUUAAAUCUAAAAAUAAAUGAAUGUCAUGUCAUGUUUUGGUUUUGGUCUAUUAAAUAUUAAAGUAAUGAACAAGUGCGAUUUAUAUAGUUGUAUUUCCUAUACACAGCAAAAAAUCCGAUGGUAAAAUCGCAUGCAAAAGCAUGCACAUCACCUUUGUGAACAAAAGCAUGUAAUAUUGUAUGAUAAAACGUGUACGCAAAAAGCAUGUACAAAAGAAA